AAAGGGGCUGGGUUACCAUACAGUAGAUUCCGUUGAUUUCAUGAGAGUGGAUGUGUUGUUAAGGUUAUCGAAGAUUUGCAUAAACAACGCGUUUCGGUGAAUUAUUCGACUAGGUAGCUCGUUAGUUGCUACUUUUCUGAUCGAGUCGCUUAGAAAAAGGCGACUUGAUUUAGCUAACACGAGCCUCUUUGUAAAAUCAGGUCGAAAGGGAUGCCGCUGCAGACAGACUCCGACGGACGCCAACAGUCUUUGGAUUUAAUCUCAUCGCAUUUAAUCGGGAAGAGCAGUUUUCCAAUACAUUUAAAAGGCCUCAGAAUAACACAUUCUCGACCGAGUGCUUUUGUAAGAUGUUUAAGAUCGAGUGCGAAUUAAUAGCGCAGCUGAGAAGUAAAAGCGUUAAUAAUUAGUAAGCUAACCGCUAGCUAACGUUAGCUUGUCAUCAACAAAGCGGGGGUCGUAAUCUUUUGCUUUAGAGUAACCAGUUCGGUUAACGAGUGUUUCCACGGUUUGACUUUUGAACCCGCUGUUUCCUGCCUGUGCUGAAAAUAUUGCUCGACAGCAAUGAAACUUUUGGAAAGCUCCAGCUUUGAAGCCCUCAGCUCCCGGCUGUGUGUUGAAACAGGAGAGUCUCGCAUCCUUGGCAGGAUGGAGAGCUACUCCUGUAAGAUGGCAGGUGACGAUAAACAUAUGUUCAAGCAGUUCUGCCAGGAAGGGGAGCCGCAUGUCCUGGAGGCCCUCUCUCCCCCGCAGUCCACCAGCGCCACCAGCCCUUCACAGCUGGGGAAGAGCAGUGAGGACGGGGAGAACCCCCUGAGUGACAAGUGUUGCAGGAAGACUCUUUUCUACCUCAUCACCACGCUCAACGAGUCCUUCCGGCCGGACUAUGACUUUAGCGCCGCACGGGCCCACGAGUUCAGCCGAGAGCCCAGCCUCAACUGGGUGGCUAAUGCAGUAAACAGCAGCUUGUUCUCAGCUGUGGGAGAGGAGUUCAACUCUCUGGGGCCGGAGCUGUGGAACGCCAUCGAUCAAGAGAUCAACCUGCAGAGCUGUGACAUUUACAGCUACAACCCUGAUCUGGACUCAGACCCUUUUGGUGAAGAGGGGAGCCUCUGGUCCUUCAACUAUUUCUUCUACAACAAGAAACUCAAGAGGAUUGUAUUCUUCACAUGUCGCUCUGUCAGCGUCUUGAGUGGGUAUGGCCGGGAUUGUCUUGACAAUGAGCUGGACAUGGAGCUGGAUGAUGAAGAGGAAAUGGACGGCUUCACUGAGGACAGGUUUCCCAGAGCUCUGUGCGUGUGAAUUUUCCUGAUGGACACGCCUCGGCCAAAGAAUAUCUAGGCUUUCCUCUUCCCAUUUUCGCCCCAUGCACCUUUUUUAUUUAAUUUUAAUUACUUUUUUUUUUUUUGAUUUUGCUGCCUCAUCCAAAGCCAUUUUCAUGCUUUAGACUAAUGCAUGUUUGAAGCCUUCUCUUCUGCUGGCAGUGAACUGUGUAUUGUGAGCUGGUGGACAUCUUUUAAAGACCCUGCGGUAACUUUAAAACUCGUUCUUUCUCCAGUGUGGAUUUUGGCAGCUCCAACCCCAAAUGGCAAACAUAUAUAUAUAUAUAUAUAUAUAUAUAUAU
Messenger RNA from Etheostoma spectabile (orangethroat darter), 1621 nucleotides. It is a transcript of the gene maf1b, whose product is annotated as MAF1 homolog, negative regulator of RNA polymerase III b. The transcript is spliced from 8 exons. NCBI's taxonomy places the organism in Eukaryota, Metazoa, Chordata, Actinopteri, Perciformes, Percidae. The record is from RefSeq and is a predicted model, not a curated record. Gene Ontology annotation, molecular function: RNA polymerase III core binding. The coding region runs from base 562 to 1299 and encodes 245 amino acids. Gene Ontology annotation, biological process: negative regulation of transcription by RNA polymerase III. Gene Ontology annotation, cellular component: nucleus.